GCCGCAGUCCGCCGCCGUCCCGGCAGCCAUAGCGACGACGCUACCUGCAGUGACGGGAGCAGCCGAGAGGGGGGCGGCGGCGGCGGCGGCGGGGGGGGCGCGCGGACAAAAGGGGCCCCGCGCGAUCCCGCACUCAGCGGCCCCGCAGGAAUUGCCAAAAUGCUUUGGAAUUCUUAAACGAUUCAAAAACUGAAGUCUCUGAGGAUACAAAAUCAUAAGAACACAAGAAGCAGCAAGGAGGAUUCAGUGCCAAUGCAGCAACAAAAAAGACAGCCAGAGUUAGUGGAAGGAAAUCUUCCUGUUUUUGUUUUUCCUACAGAACUUAUAUUUUAUGCAGAUGACCAGUCAACACACAAGCAGGUGUUGACUCUAUAUAACCCCUAUAAGUUUGCCUUAAAAUUCAAAGUUCUUUGUACAACUCCAAAUAAAUAUGCUGUGGUUGAUGCUACAGGUGCAGUGAAGCCUCAGUACUGUGUUGAUAUUGUGAUUCGUCACAGAGAUGUUCGGGCGUCUUACUUCGGGGUGAUAGAUAAAUUCCGUCUGCAAGUGUCCGAGCAGAGCCAGAGGAAAGCAUUCGGGAAAAAGGAUAUUAUUGCUACUCUGCUUCCAUCUGCAAAGGAACAACAGCAACAAAAGGAAGAGGAGGAAAAACGAAUAAAAGAACACCUGGCAGAAAGUGUCUUUUUUGAGCAGACUUUGUGUCAACCAGAAAACAGAACUGCCUCGUCGGGACCUAGUUUACUAACAGUCUUCCUAGGAAUAGUGUGCAUUGCAGCACUAAUGCUACCUACAUUGGGGGAAAUGGAAUCCCUGGUGCCUCUCUACCUCCAUUUAAGUGUGAAUCAAAAGUUAGUAGCUGCUUAUGUUUUAGAUUUGAAGAACAGUCACACUAAAUACUCCUGUCCUACUACCUGGCAGAAAUGAGGAUUUAAAGGAAACGAGCUAGGCAGCUUCAAACUGAUAGCUAGAGGUCUCAUCACCAUGGUUAUUUUGAGAACAUGAGCAAUGAGUUAAUAGGAUGUCAAACACCUUACUGUAUUUUCACAUCAUGAAUGUGGACUGCCUUUUACUCCCAUUUGGCUCAUUAAGAUGCUAGCAAAACCAUUCAGUGAUUUAAGAUACCUUCAGAAGUGUAAUAUAUUUUAACUGUGUAUAAUAAAUGAAAGACUCAAAGCACUUUUCAGUGCUUCUGUAACAGACAGCUGUGAAAUGUUCAGUGAUACCUGUGAAAAUAAUUUGAAAAACUUUUAUAUCUAUGCCUACUGUAAAAAAUCCUUAUUAAAGCAACAUUUGUUAUUUUUAGUCUAUGUUCACAUCAGUGUGUGAUCACUAUAAAAGCAAAUUGUCUUCUGUAAAACCUUCCUUUUUUUUUGUGGUUGUACAUGCUGAGGCUGGUGCAUAACACUUGUGUAUACAUAGCAGAAGGAUGAGAGUCAUGAAUAAUCAUUGAAGAAAAUGAAAGAUUCCAUCAGUGAAACUAUGAAAUAAACCAUGAAUUUUAGGUGAAGUAAUUCUCAAAUUCCUUACUUCAUCGUUACCAAAACAUCAUUGAGUGCUCAUUUUCUUACUUGGGGAAAUUUCUGCAACAGCCAUUUUGUAUCACAACUAUAGACAAUAAAAACAACUUCUGUCAUCAGAUCCUUUCAUUUCUUAGGGAUUCAUGUGCUAUGUGAAGUAAGUGGCAUCAGUGGGAGUUGAACUCACACUGCAAAAUAAUAUAAAAUUCAACAUUUUUUUCUGUUUUAGACACCAAACCAAUGAUAGCAGCAAAGGCAUUCCUCUACACCUUCCCUUCCUCUUGGGAAUUUCUUUUUCCAGUUUUGUAUUCCAGGCAAAUACUUAUCUUCUUCCAUAUAACAUUUCCUUUCCUUUGACAUUUUGUUGUCAAGAUGUUAAGUUUAAAAACAUUUCUAAUGAAGGGCCACUCUUGCUGCAUUUGAUUCAUACACACAAAUCUUUGCGUAUAAGAAGUCUAUAUAAUAUGCUCUGAUGUGUAUAAAAAUGUUUUGGAAAUUAAAUCUUCCCCCUGCAUGUUCUAGGUCACUGUUCAUGUGUGGAACUACAAUGAAACCAUGCAGAUAGCAGUAGUGUAAAAAUAAUUUAAAAAAAAAAAAAAAGGGAGAAAGAAUGGGAUGAGUUUAAGCUGUUGAUCACAGUACAUUUUAUAUAUUAAGUCUCUAGAGGGCAAUAAAAUGUUAUUCGAGGUUGAUUCUCAGAAGAAUGGAGAUUGUGUCAUCUAUAAAAAGUGGUCAAACAUUAACAUCUGUUUUAAAAAAUAAAUAAAAAAAAAGUUGCUAA
This is a messenger RNA of Calypte anna (Anna's hummingbird), 2298 nucleotides long. RefSeq names its product motile sperm domain containing 1 (gene MOSPD1). The coding region runs from base 253 to 924 and encodes 223 amino acids. The record is from RefSeq and is a predicted model, not a curated record. Gene Ontology annotation, cellular component: cytoplasm. Lineage: Eukaryota; Metazoa; Chordata; Aves; Apodiformes; Trochilidae. The transcript is spliced from 7 exons.